Messenger RNA from Acipenser ruthenus (sterlet), 2711 nucleotides. RefSeq lists its product as uncharacterized. Bases 1133 to 1906 code for a protein of 257 amino acids. NCBI's taxonomy places the organism in Eukaryota, Metazoa, Chordata, Actinopteri, Acipenseriformes, Acipenseridae. The transcript has 7 exons. The record is from RefSeq and is a predicted model, not a curated record.
GUCUUGUUUCUCUUUAUCUAGGUUUAGUGGAAACGGUGAGUGGCUUUGGGGUGGUUGAUAAGGAAAACCAACCAUUCAAAUAAAGAAAACUUUUAAUAAUAGUGUGAUGUGCAUGUUGGUCACAUUCAUUUAGUUCCUGUUUAGGAGAACUAUACCUAUUUUCAUCAGCGAUAUUUAAAGCUUUGGUCUGAACUCUGCACUGGGUGUACAAUGGCAAAACUUAAGGAAUGCAUUCCUUUUGGGCUCAUCUUGGCUGUUCCUUUAAUUGCUUAUGUUACUGCAGAAAAUAUAAGUGUGCCUGUAUAUGGAGCCCUGGGGCACUCUGUGUAUCUGCACUUCAAUAUGACCUUGAACAGCAGUGUUCAUGUGAAAUGGAAGCAGGGAGUCUCACCCAUUGGUGCGUUUAAGGAUAACAAAACAGCCUUCAAUAAUCCUUAUAUAAACAGGACUGAGAUUUUUGCUAAUGGAACCCUCAGACUGGACAGGACUCAGAAAAAUGAUUCAGGAGAUUACUCUGUGGAAGUGUUUAAUACUGAUGGAACUAACAUAUUUAAAGGAAGCAUGCAGGUUUAUAUUCAAGAGGCUGUCUCCCAACCUGAGGUACACUCGACCUGUCUGUCCCAAGGGGAGGUGCUGCUGGUCUGCACAGUGUAUAAAGGGGAUAAUGUUUCAUUUAACUGGAGUUUAGAUGGAGUGCCGCUGAAUCCCAGCCUUGCUUACUUUAGUGAUGAAGAAUAUGUUGUAAUAUUGAAGAAGCAUGUCUCAGGUAAUCUUGUCUGCAUUGCUACAAACCAAGUCAGCACAAACCAGAGCGACUCUGUGAUACCAAACUGCUCAGGUAGGAAAAAUAAACAUGUUAUUUGUCUUGCCUUGCUUUAUAUAGAGCUGCCUUGUUGUUUCUAUAUCAGACACAUCAACAAUUAUUAAGAAAUUAAAAACAGUGUAUAGGUAGUAGACAUUUUAGGACCUUGUUAUUUUUUAAGAAUCAAACACAGUGUGCCUACUUUUGAGAUACAAAACCAUUAAAAGAAAUGUAUACAUAAACAGAUAAUGCUUCAUUAACUGCAGUUUAGAUGGAGUGCUGCUAUAUACCAACCUUGCUUAUUUCAGUGAUAAAGAACACAUUGUAAUAAUGAAGAAAAUGUCACUGGAGUUCUUCUCUGCAUUGCUAAAAACCAAAUCAAUGAAGAGCAGAGUGACUGACUCUGUGAAGUCAAACUGCUCAGGUUCUGAACCCAAGAUGAAUCUGACAUCCACACCCAAUCUAGUAACCCACUUCCAUUGCACCCUGAAGAAUGGGACGGUUAUCAUAUUAUCUGGGGAUAAAGCAGGAGGGGCUUUUCAGUUCUUAAUCAAUAAGAGCAUAAUAAUAACAAACUAUACACAUGGGAUUGCAUUUUGCAGUCUACAAACCUGCUCUUCAAAUUGCUCUGGUAAUUUAACCACAGAGCCUGGUGAUGCCAGUAAUGCAGAGGAUGCCGAUAUUCUUAAAUAUGUCCUUGGUGGAAGUGCUCUUCUUGUGAUCGUCAUGCUUUCAUUUACACUCUUGUGCAUGUGUAAGAAUAAAAAAAGGAAGGAGAAUGCCCAUUCGGUGAUUACACAAAACAGGAGUGAUGAACAGCAAGCUUCCCUAUCCACAAUGAUACCAGAGACUGCAAGCACAGCAAUCCAAGAUGACCAACUUUAUACUCAGGUUAUUAAAAAAGGUGGAAAAAAGAAAUCCAAAUGCAAGCCUAAAGAGGACAGUGAGCUGGUUUAUGCCCAGGUUGUUAUAAAAGAGAAGAAGAAGAAACCUAUUCAUGACGAAUCUGUGGAUUAUGAUGAAGUUAAGGAGAAAGACAAGAAUAAUCAACAACAGGAUGACAGCGUGGUUUAUGCUGCUAUUAACAAACAAAGAAAUAUAUAAUUGAAGGCAUUGUUUGGUACUGUAUUUAUAUAUAUACAUAUAUAUAUAUAUAUAUAUAUAUAUAUAUAUAUAUAUAUAUAUAUAUAUAUAUAUAUAUAUACAGUAUAUAAAUGAACCGUAUUGCGCUACAGGUGUUCUCCAGCAAAAGCAUUAUUCAGAAAGUCUAUAUCAUUAUCCUCAAUUAGGUGCUGCCAAGCGGAAUAAACAUACAUCCAAUUUCUUGCACGUGCAAAGAACAAAUUUAUAGCACACACAAAAUAUUAAUAUAUAAUAAUUUCUUUAUCAUAUUUAUUUUUUAAAAAGGCAUAGCAUUCUUCCGGUUUUGGCACAAAUGUGCAUUCAUCAGAAUAGCACAUCAAACUGGAUUACAUCCCUUUCCUAUAGCAGAGUUCUUCCCUGUAUGUAUUUUAGCACUUUAGAAUUUUAGUGGUUUAAUUAUGAAAUUGUAUUAAUGACCAGAAGCUGAUCAUUUGUGAUUAAUUAUGGAUGAUUGAUAAAUGUUUGUAUAUCACAUUAAUUAAGUUAAUGUGAUAGUUGCGGUUUGAAAAACUGUUUCUGACUUGUUAAUUGGAACUAAUAUAGAACUCCUGAGUGAAUUUGAUCAACUAUCCUAAUGAAGGCACACAUGUGCCGAAACCAUUGUUAACCAUUUGUUAAGUCUGUUUUAAGUUGCUUGGCUUUAAGUUUAGGAGCCUCUAUUCAGUUCUAGUUGACAUAAGCAUUAGCCCUGCUAAUUUUUUUUUGCUUUUUACAUGUAAAGUUUUUCAUCUAAAAUAUGCUAAGCAAUUGCAUUAGGUGUACUAAU